Anthostomella pinea is the source of this 672-nucleotide messenger RNA. Lineage: Eukaryota; Fungi; Ascomycota; Sordariomycetes; Xylariales; Xylariaceae. The record is from the annotation of a GenBank genome assembly.
AUGGCGCCGAAUUCGCCCGUGGCCAGCCUCUCCCUCGGACCCAUGAACAAGCUGGGCGACAUCAUGCCGCGAGCUGGAAUGGAGUAUCCCGAUCGUAACCAGGUGACGCAUGAGCAUCGCCGUGACAAGAUUAUCGCCACAGCCCUCCGAAAGGCUGGCUAUCCCCUGUCGAAGGAAGGACUCCGGGAUGCAUUCAUGCCCAUGUUCGAGCUGGCCACCCCGAUUCUGGCCGAGCGCCCGGGACCCGACAUUUUCCCCGACAUCUGGCUAUCUCUCCUCAUCGUGCAACAAGAUCUCGAUUGGGCAAAGCCCUUGUCCACCAUCACCUUCAUGGACCUCUUCGUUUCCCUGGUUAGAACCAGAAGCAUGUGGAAGAAGAACCAGCAGGAGCCCUUCUGGAGAACUUGGGAGUACGACCCCCUCGUCCGCGCCAUCAUCGACUUCCGAGUCGCGGUAGACGACUGUCCCAUCGACAAGCAGGAGGAGGAGGACGAGGACGAGGACUACCCGAAACCCAUCAAUUUGGAUGAGUCGUAUGACGACACUGCUGUCGAGUCCGCUUUCGAGGCCGCUUUCGGGACCGCUGUCGAGACCGCUGCCGAGACCACUGACAAGACUGCUGCCGAGACAGCCGACGAGACAGCUGGCGAUCCAAUGGACAUUGAUGGAUAG